This is a messenger RNA of Anoplophora glabripennis (Asian longhorned beetle), 2365 nucleotides long. Its product is annotated as ABC transporter G family member 23. The transcript is spliced from 14 exons. Bases 199 to 2322 code for a protein of 707 amino acids. The record is from RefSeq and is a predicted model, not a curated record. Gene Ontology annotation, cellular component: membrane. Gene Ontology annotation, molecular function: ATP binding; ATP hydrolysis activity; ABC-type transporter activity. Lineage: Eukaryota; Metazoa; Arthropoda; Insecta; Coleoptera; Cerambycidae.
GUAGGUAGUCCGCGAGAAAUCGUUCUGCUAGAAACUAGUUCCCGCGGAACCGUUUUUUGAAAUUCGUUUUUCUUCGUUCUCAUAUAAACUGAAAAAUUAAGUGCAUCAAUGCAGAGUUACGUUUGAAUUGUUUGUGCUUUAUUUCAUCUCUCUGUAUUCGCUACAAGAAAACAAAUACUAUCGGUUUAGUAAGUAGAAAUGUACGACAACUACGCUGUUUACGUCCAGGAUGUGGUCAAGAAUUAUGGAAGCAAAGAAGUAUUGAAAAAAUUGUGCAUGAAAGUAGACAGGGGAUCGAUUUAUGGUCUGCUAGGAGCAAGCGGUUGUGGUAAAACCACCCUGCUGAGUAGUAUAGUGGGAAGGAAAAAGAUCGAUGGGGGUGAAAUCUGGGUUUUAGGAGGAAAACCUGGUGAACCAGGUGGUGGUGUUCCAGGACCAAGAGUGGGUUAUAUGCCUCAGGACAUAGCUCUUGUGGGGGAAUUUACAGUAAAGGAUGCCGUCUUCUAUUUCGGACGAAUCUUCAAUAUGGACGAGAAAUCGAUUAAUGAAAGAUAUCAUCAACUACACAACUUACUCGAACUACCACCAGACGAAAGAUAUUUGAAAAACUGUAGCGGAGGCCAGCAAAGAAGAGUAUCUCUUGCUGCAGCCCUGGUGCAUAGCCCCGAGCUGCUUAUCAUGGAUGAACCUACAGUCGGCGUAGACCCAGUUCUAAGAGACAGGAUUUGGAAUCACCUGGUAGAGAUCACGACCAAAGGGAUGGUAUCUGUGAUAAUAACCACGCAUUACAUAGAAGAGUGCAGGCAGGCGCAUAAGAUUGGUUUGAUGCGAGAAGGUCGACUUUUAGCCGAAGAAUCUCCGAACAGGUUGCUCUCUAUCUUCAACACGGAUACACUGGAAGACGUGUUCCUCAUACUCAGCAGGCGACAAGAAGAAGGACGGCUGGACGAGUUAAAUUAUCCUGUUGCCGACGAUCAAAAUAAUUCUGUUGUUGCGCACGCACCCUCUACGACUAGCAUAGCUACUUUCGACAUCGCUCACGGCUCCACAGAUAUGCUGACCAAAGAGAAAAAGCGCGUUAAAGGAGGAGAUACACUUAAUAAAAGUAGACUGAGGGCAUUAAUGGAUAAGAAUUGGAAGCAAUUCUACAGAAAUGUUACGGGUAUCAUAUUUUUGUUGACUUUCCCGAUCAUUCAAAUUACCAUCUUCAUGAUUGCCAUCGGUGGGGACGUGAGGGAUAUCCCACUGGCUAUAGUUAAUGAUGAAACCAUGACCACCCAUUGCCCAGAUUUUGACCCAAACGGAACGGCCAUUCCCUACAGUUUCAGCUCGUGUCACUUCAGUAACAUGAGCUGUAGGUUUUUGACUCACCUUGAUCACCCUAUGAUAACCAAGGUUCAUUUUAAUUAUCUGGAAGACGCAAUCGAGAGUGUCAAGCACGGGAAAGUCGUUGGUGUUCUUUAUAUAGCGCAAAACUUCACAGCCUCGGCCGAGGAGAGGAUAGAAAAGGGCAAAGAUAUAGACGACGAGGUGCUAGAUUUUAGCGAAAUUAAAGUUUGGUUGGAUAUGUCAAAUCGGCAGGUCGGAGCAACAGUAAAGUACAAGUUGAUCGACUUGUACAUAGACUUCCAGAAUGCAAUUUUUGAGGAUUGCCACUUCAUACCCGGUUUAGGGGACUUCCCGGUGCGCAUGGACUUUUAUUUUGGAACAAAAGACGACACGUUCGUGACUUACAUGACCCCCGGCAGUUUAAUAACUAUAAUAUUCUUCAUGGGUGCCAUCAUGACGUCUCAAAUAAUUAUAACGGACAGACACGAUGGGGUUUGGGACAGGUCCAUAGUUGCAGGAGUCACGUCCCUGGAAAUAACCCUCACCCACUUCAUCCUGCAGGCCUCCAUUUUAGUGAUUCAGGUCUUCGAGAUGUUGAUAGUUGUUUACGCAAUUGUUCAACAGAAUUAUGUCGGGUACAUGUGGCUCAUAUAUUUCAUCGUCUUCCUGCAAGGCCUAUGUGGAAUGUCUUACGGAUUUUGGGUCUCCGUUAUAAGUGUCAACCAUUCUAUGGCUAAUACAGUGUUGACAGGAAUAUUUCUUCCAAUGAUGAUGCUCAGCGGUUUGAUGUGGCCAACCGAAGGUAUGCCACCCGUACUGAGAAUACUGGCUAAAUGCUUACCGUUUACGCUUUCAAUAGAAUCACUUAGGAACGUCGCCAACAAAGGGUGGAACAUUUCCCAUUUGCAAGUUUUGCACGGAAUUGGAGUGGGCGCCUUUUGGUUGAUAUUCUUUGGUGUUGUCAGUGUUUACUUGAUUAAAAAUAAACGAUAAAUUUUCAUAAGUUUUCUGUAUUAAUAGAUUAGUAGUAAAUUCA